AUGAAGAGCAUCAACCGCUGGAUGUACGGCCCCACGCCCGAGGAGAAGGUGCGGGACUGGCAGGCCAAGCUGCGCAAGGAGACGCGCCAGCUCGACCGUGAGGUCCUCAACUCGCGCCAGGAGCUCAAGCAGCUGGCGAAGAAGAACGACGUCAAGUCGGCACGGAUAAUUGCGCGCGAGAUUGUGCGCGCCAACAAGCAGCGCGACCGGCUCAUCUCGUCCAAGGCCCGCGUGGGCAGUGUGCAGAUGCAGCUCCAGCACCAGCUGUCCAUGGUCAAGGUGACGGGCGCGUUCCAAAAGUCGACCGAGAUCAUGAAGACGACCAACCAGCUCGUCAAGCUGCCGCAGCUGAGCGCGACGAUGCGCGAGAUGAGCAUGGAGAUGAUGAAGUCCGGUAUCAUGGAGGAGAUGAUGGAGGAGACGCUGGACGGGAUCGACGACGACGAGAUUGAGGAGGAGGCCGAUGCCGAGGUCGACAAGGUGCUCUUCGAGCUCACGGACGGCAAGCUCGGCCAGGCAGGCCGCGUCGGCGCCGACCUUCCUGCCGAGGAAGAGGAGGAGAACGAGGCCGAGAUGCAGCGCAUGCAGAAGGAGAUGCAGGAGCUCCUCAACGGGUAG
Messenger RNA from Apiotrichum porosum, 618 nucleotides. RefSeq names its product Vacuolar protein-sorting-associated protein 24 (gene VPS24). Gene Ontology annotation, cellular component: ESCRT III complex; multivesicular body. Gene Ontology annotation, biological process: endosome transport via multivesicular body sorting pathway; protein transport; late endosome to vacuole transport. Lineage: Eukaryota; Fungi; Basidiomycota; Tremellomycetes; Trichosporonales; Trichosporonaceae. The transcript is spliced from 5 exons. The record is from RefSeq and is a predicted model, not a curated record. Bases 1 to 618 code for a protein of 205 amino acids.